UAUUCUGCUGAUUUCAUUUGCUCACGCCCGGUGUAGACUGCUCUCGAAGCGUCUCCUCAACCGGUGGAAAGCGGAAACAAGCCCGAAAUUGAAAAUCUGCCGAGCAAUUUGCCAAGUUCUCCUUCUCCACAAUCUCAUCGAGCAUCCGGAGCUCGACCCUCGACUUCUUCUGUUUAGAUGGAGGCGGCGCCGGACCAGCAAUCUCCGUCGCUCGACGAUUGCCUCAAGCUAUUGAAAGGCGAGAGAGACGAGCAGCGCCUAGCUGGCCUUCUCCUGGUGACGAAAUUCUGCAAAGGGGACGACCUCACUUCGCUGCGCAGGAUUUACGAUGCCGUCGGGACGCAGUUCCUUGACCGCCUCCUCAGAACCGGAAUGGGACAAGGAUCUACUGAUGGCAGUGACAAUCACGAUGCAUACUUGCAGCUGUCGGUAACUGUUUUAGCUGCAUUCUGCCGUGUUAUUGAGAUUGCUGCUUCAAAUGAUAUGGUGUCAAAAAUCCCUCUCAUACUUGAGAUUUUGUCAAACAAAUCUGGUUCCUCUAUACUUGAAGAAUGUUAUGAAUUCUUAUAUCUAGUGCUCUCUGCAAAUGAAGAUGGAGUUGUUUCUUUCUUUGAAUCCAGAGGCUUGAAGGUGUUAGCCCCUCAAAUGUCUACAUUUUCAGAUGUUUUGGCAGGUUCUCGUCCAAUGGAGCUAGCCAUGAAACUUGUGCAACUGUUGCUGGGAAAGCUGUCUCUGGGCUUUAUUAGCAAUGCUUGUCUUGAGGAGCUUUCAAUAAUCGUUGCUGCUAUAGCGAGGCAAUUUGCUGUCCUCCACAAUGCAUUAAAAUUUGAAGCGCUGCAUAUACUGUCAGCUAUCUUCUCUUCAGAACUUUCGGCAUCGCUUCAUGAGGCACUUCGUGUAAUGCCAAAUGGUAUUUGGUCCGAUAAUUUAAGGAUCGGCAUCACAGCAAUCCUGCAAAACCGCGUUGCUCCUGCCGACAAGCUUCAUGCCCUUAUUUUGGCUGAGUCUGCUGUCUCAAUAAUGGGUGAGAAGUGGUUCAUUAAUCAAGUGAACUUGCCUGAUGCAAGGGAGCCCAUUCCAGUUGACAGGUGUCUGUUGCUGGUCUUAGAAUCUUCUAGGGUUGAAAUUGCUGUAUUGCUGAAUGAUGUGGCCUACUUGAAAUAUGAAGCCUCAAAGAGUUCGUCCUCCUCCAAUGUGGAUUCUAUCCUUUCAAAGCAGCGAACUUUGGCUAUUGCCUUUUCCUUGAUUGAGAAGAUAAUUAGACUAGUUGCAAAUAUGGCUGCAGAUGAAGGAGAUCUUAUUGACGAGGAUACCUUCACAAAGGUGAUCCACGGACUUAAUGAGACGAUUGGUGUGGUUCUGGAGUACUUACAAGAUGCAAAGGAACAUGGAGAGAAAAAGGGAGAUGAUCUUCUUGCGUCAGUGCGAGUUGUUGGGAGCUAUCUUGCAGAGACACCUGUUGCAUGCAAAGAGAAAGUCCAGGAGCUCCUACCUUUUAUGCUAUCAAUUGAAGGCAAUGAUGAGCCUAGUCCAUUCUAUUCUGUAUGCUUUUUGCUACCUAUGCUGUGUCAAACAACGAUGAAGACCGAAGGAUGUCAAGUUUUAGCCUCCUUUGGAGGGGAUAAAGCUGUUGUGGACUGCCUCAUUAAAAUGAUUGGUACACAUUCUUACAAGGUAGAGGAUACUGACAGCAUCUUCCUGGCUUGUGAUACUAUCAUGAACCUCCUUCUGAAGAAAGAGAAGGUGCCAUUAUCACUAAAGGACCCCAUCUACAUCAAUUUGUUGAGAACAUUAGUAAGCUGGGCAGAGAAUACUGAUGACCCAACUGUGACAAUGAUGGCAUCAAGCAUAUGUUCGCUGAUAUUAGAUCAUUCUUCAGAAGAGGCUCUUCUAGGUUAUCCAAAUUUCAGUCGCAGCGAUCUUCAUAGCUUGUGUCGGCUCAUUGUUAAAAGUCUCGCUUCAAAUGAGACGGAUAUGGUUGAUGAAGCUAGAGCAGACUUGGAUCUUCAAGAGAUUAUCUCAUCGGGAUUUUCCCGGUGGUCACAUCGUUUUCCUUAUAUACAAGGCACGGUUGAGAGGGAGCUUGGGCAUCGUAUGUGACUCAUGGUUCACUUAAUCUUAGUACAUGUGGAAGUGGUUUAUCCAAAUCUCCCAACAUCUUCAGAUUGGCUAACUGGAGAAAGAACGUCGUUGGAGAGGAAUACUUGACCAGCACUAACAUAAUACCUGGCCAUACUCGUUUUUCUUUGCAUCUGUCUGGUCCCAUCUUAAUCAGGUAUCCAAUGAAAUCAUCCUAUGCAGUUCUUUAGCGUAAAAUCACAUCCAUUUUCUUGGUGCAUUGAGCAAAUGUAACUCUAUGUAGCAUCGAAUGUGUAAUCAUCAAGAGGCCAAGAAACAUGUAGCAUCUCUUCUUUCAAUGUAAUUUAUCUGGAUUUCUUUGGCAAAUAGCUUUAGAAUCUGUAAUUUCAUAUAUGAAAAGAGUCCUCUGUCUA
Messenger RNA from Rhodamnia argentea, 2492 nucleotides. Its product is annotated as neurochondrin. The record is from RefSeq and is a predicted model, not a curated record. Lineage: Eukaryota; Viridiplantae; Streptophyta; Magnoliopsida; Myrtales; Myrtaceae. The transcript has 18 exons. Bases 178 to 2100 code for a protein of 640 amino acids.